AAUUAAGUCACUAACUAAGUAACUACACGUGUCAUGCGGUUAGCAGGGAAGUGGGGGAACUAAAAGUCCCACAUCGGAAAGACGGUGAAAGUAAGGCUUGUUUAUAUAUGUCUAGAAAGCAUCAGGGGUCACGACAACUUACUUGAACAGGAUCUUUUAUCCUUUUUCCCUCAUAUCUUUUAGUUUCUUACAUUUUCACCCCUGAACUUUGCUGAUAUAUUUUCUUUUGCUUUCUUAUUUAACCCUCUAACUUUUUCCAUGCUCAAAUCGAAACCUCCGCUUAAACCCCUCAGCUGAACAGAGUAAAAAGAUAAGGUUUCGAGAGUGAAGCGGAAGUGUGCAAAAUGGACGCGGCUCUCUUCUCUACUCGGCUUCAAUUCCAUUCAUCAAUCCGUUGUGCUCUUCCAACAAUCUUCAAUCUUUCUUCACAAGCCGGGAGUUCGUGCGCAAUCAAACCGACCCAGUUUCUUCACCGGCGUUUGACAGCCAAAUCCACAAACUUUUCUCUUUCUUCUUUGCCACGGAGAGGGUUCUUAUGCAGAGCUGCGGAGUACAAGUUCCCGGAUCCAAUUCCCGAAUUCGCCGAAGCUGAGACUAAGAAAUUCAAGGACCAUAUGACAAAGAAACUAUCAAAGAGGGAUCUUUUUGAAGACUCUGUUGAUGAGAUUGUGGGAGUUUGCACUGAGAUCUUCGAGACGUUCUUGCGCAGCGAGUAUGGAGGACCUGGAACACUUUUGGUCAUACCUUUCAUCGACAUGGCUGAUACACUCAAUGAAAGGGAACUGCCUGGAGGUCCACAAGCCGCACGUGCAGCUAUCAAAUGGGCUCAGGAUCAUGUAGACAAGGAUUGGAAGGAAUGGACUGGCACUGAUUAGUAACACCACCCGAACCUCAAAUCAUCAAAACAUAGUUCAGUACUCAUGUAUCAGAUGAUAGAUUGUCUUUGUAAAACUCUGAAUUUUGCAGAUUUCGGUAUUCUGUUAGCUCUGUUCUUAUACAAAUCGCUUGGCCUCA
Molecule: messenger RNA, 1014 nt
Organism: Raphanus sativus (radish)
Lineage: Eukaryota; Viridiplantae; Streptophyta; Magnoliopsida; Brassicales; Brassicaceae
Product: protein PLASTID REDOX INSENSITIVE 2, chloroplastic
Exons: 3
Coding region: 345-875 (176 amino acids)
Biological process (GO): regulation of gene expression
Source: RefSeq, a predicted model, not a curated record